Molecule: messenger RNA, 8590 nt
Organism: Megalops cyprinoides (Indo-Pacific tarpon)
Lineage: Eukaryota; Metazoa; Chordata; Actinopteri; Elopiformes; Megalopidae
Gene: helz2a
Product: helicase with zinc finger 2a
Exons: 19
Coding region: 1-8583 (2860 amino acids)
Molecular function (GO): RNA nuclease activity; 5'-3' DNA helicase activity; RNA binding
Source: RefSeq, a predicted model, not a curated record
AUGACAGCACUUCAGUCUGGUUGGGGCAGCUCAGUCCUAAACGACAUACUAUGGACUCACGAGCUGCGUCUAGCUUGCAAACACUGCUGCCAGCAGGAGACGGAAAUUACGUACUCCGUUAUUCCUGUGUGUCAUCAGUGCACUGGAGAUGUACUCCUGGCCAGACAGAAAGGUGGCACAGGAAGAUGGCGUCCCGUGUCACGACGGCCAGGGUUCCCCAGCCCGCAGAGGUACGCGGUGUGCUGGCAUUUUGAGGACGGGCGGGGCUGCACGAGACACGGCACCCGGUGCUCCUUCGCGAGGAGCGCGGAGGAGGCCGCGGUGUGGGACUUUCAGAAGAGGCGAAACCUGGAGCACGCCGAGCUCAUCGCCCUGGUCGCACAGAUUCAGUUUCCCAGCCCGAGGGUUCACGCGAGGCCUCUCAGCGUGGCGGAGAGGAUCCUGAGCUAUUUCCCCGGCACGUUCCUCCAGUUCUGUGAAUCCUGCUUUUACAGCUCCCCCCAGACGCUGACCCCGCAGGGACCAACCAUGGCUUACUGUUUUGGAAACAAGCACCCGUGGAAGCCAAUACUGGUUCUUUUCCAGCAAGGGGAAAACGGCAUAAUUCUGUACAGUGAAAUACGACCCCUCCCCCCACUGAACAUCACACAGUUUCGGUACUGCUGGCAUGUGGAGAGAGGAGACCCCUGCCAGCGCGGACCUUACCGAUGCUGGUUUCCCCACAAUUCAGUAGAGAUGGCCGUGUGGACGGCCGAGAGCCAGGAAGGCCUGAAUCGCUCCGAGCUGCUCUAUUUGUCUCAGAACCAGCAGGCCAACUCUUCACCAGCAGCAGCAGCCUCUCACUCCCAGCCUAAGCUCUACUGCAAAGUCUGCAAGCUCCAUUUCUCCUCCCCUGAGAGCUUCAUGAACCACUGCGCCUCUCUGGAUCACCAGAGGAUGAUCUCUGAGGACAUGACCACAGAGUGGAAAUAUCGCGACCCACCUGAAAACAUCAACCACGUGCUUCAGCUGUGUGACAGGCCUUCGACGUGUGUGUACGGGGACAGGUGCACCGCAGCGCAUUCCGAAGGAGAGCUGCUGGAGUGGUGUCUGAGGCACAGGACCGCAGUGAGGAAAGCCAGAGCAGCCGAGGCAGAGGGCUUACUCUCGUACCAGGACCGCCUCCUGACUGAGUACAGGAGCACCCUGAACGAAAUCCUCAUCAUGUCCGAGGUGGUGCCUGGUGUCACUGUCAGCUGCAACAAGGAUUUGACUAUUUAUGGUCAACAGGAACUCUUGCCUCUCAAAUGGACUUUCACAAUACAGUCAGAGAGGCCCCUUAUGGAGGUUGCCUUACUGAAACAGCAGCCUGGAGCCACGUUCACUCUGGGUGAAAUCAGUGAUGAAGACCCUUGGACGUACUCCGUUGGAGAGAGGUUCUGCACCUCAGACAUGUCCUAUGAUGUUCCUGUCUCCUUCAAGGCUGUCAGCCCAGGCCUGUAUGAGCAGUGGCUGGUGUUUGACUUCGACAUGAGGCCAGUGCUGCUGCAGAAGCUUAAGGUGAGAGUAGGCCAGCACAGCUCCAUCCAGCCUGUGGAGGCAGCAGAGCGCCAGAUGCCUACAGUGCAGAGUUUGGAGAGGUGGCACCAGGGAAACAGACGCAUCAUUCCCUGUCUGAACAAGAGUGAGGCCGAGGUAGAGCUACUGAAGGAGUACAAGCCUCCUCAGAUAAACCUGCAGUACAGCCCAGGAUCUGAGAGCAGCAUCUCCAUCACCAGCCAGAACUACAGGGAGAGAAUGCACAGCUUCCUUUACACAGAGGAGCUGGCGCAAGAGGAGGUGGUGUCCAGACUGAGUCUUCGAGUGAUUAUCUCCUUGACGGACCAACUGCCUGAGUUUCAGAAGACUGCUCCAAGUGGAGAACUCUUUGCUGCAGUCCCUGUGUCAUACAUGCUCACCCCUGACACGCCAGAAGGCUUCAUCCUAAAGAGAGAGGUCCGGUCGGCCCUUGUAGCUCUGUCAUCUAUGGCGAAACGGUGCAAUCGCGUGUACGAAGCUGUUAUUCUCCCAGAUGUCAUCAGUGAGAACAGACUGUACCUGCAGCUCUCCAAAAACUGCUGCUCUGAACUGCGCCUCCUGAACGGCACUUCCUGCAAGAUGGAAGUCCAGUUUCAGCUGAACCGCCUGCAGUUCUGCGAGAUGCACAAGGCCGUCGACCUCCUUCCACAUGUAGGGAUGGUUUUACCAGACCUGAGGCAGUGCUGUGUUCCGGAGCACCACGGACAAUACCCCAGGCUCAACACUAAGCAGCGUGCCGCCAUGUCUUUCAUCCUUGGGGAUUCAGAUGGCAGGAGGACUGUGGCACCCCUGCUAAUUUAUGGACCCUUUGGAACAGGGAAAACGUUCACUCUGGCCACAGCAGUCAAGGAGUUGGUAUGCCAGCCUGGCACCAGAAUCCUUAUAUGUACCCAUACAAAUAGCUCUGCAGAUUUGUACGUCAAGGAUCUCCACCAUCAUGUAAAAUCUGGACACCCUCUUGCUCGGCCUCUCCGCAUAAAGGCGAACAAAAUGCCUGUGAGCACCACCGAUUUCACCAUGCUACAGUACUGCAAUCUCUCCCAUGAUCGCCAAUCUUUCAGGUUCCCUGAAAGAUCCACCUUGGACUCGCAUCGGGUUGUCAUAACGACAACGGUCACAGCAAGACACUUCCAUAAACUGAAGCUGCCAACUGAUUACUUUUCCCACAUUCUGAUCGAUGAGGCGUCUCAGAUGCUGGAGUGUGAAGCUCUGAUACCCCUCGGUCUGGCGGGAGCAGGAACGCGAGUGGUUUUAGCUGGAGAUCACAUGCAGAUGGGGCCAAAGCUCUUCUCAGUGGACGAGGACCAACGCUCCAAUCACACCCUGCUCAAUCGACUCUUCCACUACUACCAGGCCGAAGAAAAUAACCCUGUGGCUUUGAAAAGCAGAAUCAUCUUCAACGAAAACUACCGCUCCACUCAGGAAAUAGUGGACUUUGUGUCCGCUCACUUCUACGUCGGCACACGGGAUGCCAUCAAGGCCAGUGGAAACGUGCCUCCACACCCCAAGUGCCAUCCUCUGAGGUUCCACCAUGUUUGCGGGGAGUGCCGUUUGGACACGGCGACGAUGUCCUGGUACAACCCCGACGAGGUUGCAUGUGUUGUGGACGUAGUGCAGAGACUGCUUAAAGAAUGGCCUGAAGAGUGGGGACAAAAAGAUGAGAAGAUGGUCUGUGUUCUUUCUGAAGGCAAGCAGGUUCUUCAAAUCAGGGAGAAGUUACGAGAACUGAAACUGGGGAGAAUAACCGUGGAGAAUUCACAAAACGUGCAAGGCAAGCAGUUCCGAGUCGUAGUGAUGACAACCGUUCACACGCGAGACAGCUUGUGCUCCUCUGACACGGCCUGCCUGGAGUUCUUCAACGAUGCGAGGGUGCUGAACACUGUUAUGACCAGAGCGCAGUCCCAGGUCGUGGUCGUGGGGGACGCCGCGGCUCUGUGCUACUUCGGGAGGUGCUCGAAGAUCUGGAAGAGCUACAUCGAGCAGUGCAUCAGGAAGAGAAGCGCUGAACCUCGGCACCUCACGGAGGACCACGUGGAACAAGAAGUGAGGGAAAUCUCAAGAUUCGCCAAGAGAGUGGAGGAUGAUGGCAGCGACACUGAAUCAUCAACAUCGGAUAUACCGGACAUCGAAGACCCCAUUCUGAAGGAACUCCUGGAUGAGAAUAGAGAUGUCAGGGUUUCAGUAACCUCUGAAGGGCUCCUGGGUAUCAUUCGUGAGGAUCAGUUGAGUGAAGCAACAGAAUUCUACGGCCAGGAAAAAGAAUCACACAGAGAUUGCUCUGCUCCACAUUUACAAAUACUGUUACUGACAAACCCUCAUGUCUACAAGCGUUGUGAGAUCAUUAUGCAGAGGUAUGAUUCAGGCUAUGCCAUAGAUCUCGACCAGCCCACACAACGCAUCGACAUCAACGGCAGAAAGAACGUUGGUCGCUCUCUACCUGGAGAUCAGGUUGUUGUUGAGAUAUUAAACAGCGAGAGCUUUCCGCCGAGUGGUAGAGUGAUAGGCAUCCUGAAAACAGAAGACUCACCCGAGUUUGUCUGUACCAUCGAUGUCCACGAUCCUCAGGUAAUGACUCCCAUCAACAACUGCGUUUCCAAAAUAUACACCCCGUUUUGGAAGGACAAACCCUACUACAUUGCAGUCCGGAACAAAGAAGACGAACGUUUGAGGCCAGAAAAGUUUGUGAAGAUAAAUGAGGAGUCAAAGAGGAACAACCUUUUUGUCGUCAAAAUCUUGAAGUGGCGACACAGGUUUAGAAACCCUUUGGGAGUUGUUGUGAAAGUCCUGCCAAAAGUGACAACUUUAGGGGGUGGACUAGAAGUUUUAGAAAUAGAAUACAAACUGUCAAGGGCUCCUCCCUCAUCUGUCCAAGAAGAGCUGAACAAGUACAGGAGCUUAAAAGCAAAUGGAGAAGGCAGAAAGGAUUAUCGCGAGUACAUGACUUUUACCAUUGAUCCAGUGAGUUCAAAGGACCUGGAUGAUGCCAUCAGUGUGAGAGACUUAGGUCGACUUUACGAGGUAGGAGUCCACAUUGCCGACAUUGCAAGCUUUGUGACCAAGGGCAGUGCGAUCGACAAAUACGCCGAGCAGCAAGGGACGACAUUCUAUCCCCCCGAAGAGGAGCCUGCGCAUAUGUUUCCCAAGUACCUGAGCGCAGACUACUUCAGCCUUCUGCCCGGAUGCGACCGACACGCCAUUUCACUGAUGGUGGUGGUUGACAAGUCGACGCACCAGAUCCUUAGCUGUGAGCUCACCCUCUCGGUGAUACGUUCCAAAAGAAAGAUGUCUUACGAAGACGCUGAGGAAAUAAUCCAGAAGGGCUGCGGAAGAGGCCAAAGCUGUGACACUUUGGAGGGCUGCCUUGCCAUGGCGAGUCACUUUGCCGAGAUUCACCGAAGGGCCAGACUGCUGGCAGACUGGUGCUAUAAGCAGCCUGAAGAGAAGGUGGAUAUGGGCAACAGAAGGUCACACAGGAUGGUGGAGGAGCUCAUGAUCAUGUUUAACCACGCUGUGGCUGAUCGGCUGAUCACUAUUGAGGCAACGAGGAAUUUGACGCCAGUCAGAUGUCAAGACGAACCCGACCCAGAGCAGAUGAGCCAGCUAAAAGACAAGCACGACUCCUUGAUACCUUUGUCCAUUCACCUUUCUUACCACCUCGAUGGGAGUGGAUGUCUUGACAGAAAACAGGAGCUCACAGCAUCCGGAUCUCAUAAGAUGUUGAUGGCAAUUGACAAAACAGACCAACAAAACAGAGUCUGUGAGAACUCAGUCAUGCCUGUCAGUCAUGAUACCUUCAGUGUGCUCACAUCCUUUUUAAAGAAUCUCGAGUCUGCAGCCCAAAGCAAGGAUAUAUACAGAAUGAUCGACCUGAUUACAACAGAUGACAUCCACCCCCAACUGCUGCCUGCGGUGACUGAACUAAGGAAACUUAUGCAGAAAGCAUACUUCCUUCGCUCUGACUCCUCAGUUAAGUCCAGGCUUGGGCACUAUGAUUUGCAGCUGGACUCCUACACCUGGGCCUCCUCACCCAUUCGUCGCUACAUGGAUAUAAUUGUGCAGAGGAUGCUGCACUCAGUCCUUGAAAACACAGAGGUCGGAUACAGAAAGAAAGAAAUCGACAUGCUUUGCGCAGACUUCUCGAAAAAAUACGCGAGGCAAACCGAGUACGACAAAAAAGCAAAGUCCCUGUUGCUGGCGUCAAAACUGAGCCAGCAGAGUUCAGGAAAGGUAGCGUUUGUUGUCGAUGUGUCUCCAACUGGAAAGAAUUUCUAUGUGGCCUUUCCUUUAAACCGAGACUCACUGCCAAACUCGCUGUCCAUAAUGUACAGGGAGUUGCAGUUAAUGGACCAACCAGAGUACAAUGAAGACAGUCACUGCAUGACCCUGAAAUGGGCAAGAAGGGUGUACUCUUUAACAAAUAACAAAAUCCACUCCGAGCUAAAACAGCCCCAGCCUGAUCAGCGCGUAACAUCAGUCCUAAUCAGCACGUGGAAAGACUUGUUGUCUGCUCUCAGGGCAGAGAACUGGAAGAAAGUACAGCAGUCUGUCCAGAAAGUCACCUCAAGCAUCACCAAGAAUGGCAGCAACCGCCCUGAGUCCGACGGCGGCUGGCAGGUUGUGUCGAGAAACUCCUCCAAGAACAACGAAGCCGACUUGGAGCACUACGUCGAAUUGUCUCUAAAUCUAAAGGUUGGGGAAACUCUCCAGGUGCAGCUGGGCACAGAUACAAGGCGGGGGCUGUUGGUCCCCGUGGUGCAGCUGGUGAACAUCCUUCCAAAGUUUGAGAUCUGCUUGGAGCACGUAAAGAACCCAACCGCAUGUUUUUCCAAAUACGCGCUCCGCGCCUCGAAGAGCCGGUACACCAACUACAUGGAGUACCAGAAAAUCUGGAAACCCCUGUGUGAGAUGGAGUCAGCCUCAAACGCCGUGGCAGAAAACGACAGCAUCGUCCUGGAGGAUGUGCAAGUGAUGUGGAAAUCUAGCCCCAAGGAGAAGAUGCCAAAGGGUGUCUUUCGUCUGCCGCUGGAGAAGAAGAAAAAGUGGUCCAUCGAGUGCGAUCUCUUGAAUUGCUUCUUGUGCAUUCGAAUGAGGGGCGUCAAUCAAAGCAUCAGAGGAGAUCAGCCCCCAUCAGACCUGGCGGAUACUGGAUACUUCGUAUGGGUCGCUCAUGGGCUAACCACCAGAGUCACUGACGAGGAAGAGGCAAAGCGGCUGUCCUAUGUACAGAUAGACUUCCGCAUCAACCAGCUGUCUAUGGAAACCGUUCCAGUCUUCAGAAGGGAUGCACUGUUCACAGUGGAGUUGAUCCCAAAACUACUACCUGAUGUACGCAAAGAGGACACCAUUGACAACCUUGUUCAAGCCAAUCAACUUGUGAAGAACAUUGCCCUUGGCAACAGCACAAGCCCCAGAUCUGCUCAUGCAGGUCCUGUAAGGAAGAAACACAACAUUGAAAUAAAAAUUCCUGCAUCAGUGGGCUUGCCUCCCCUGAAUAAAAGCCAAAGAGAGGCCAUCAGCAAGGCACUGGAACGCCCAUUCACUCUCAUUCAAGGACCCCCAGGAACUGGGAAAACAGUUGUUGGAGUCCAUAUUGUAUAUUCAUUCUUCAAGCGGAACCAAGAAAGAGAAACGACUACAAUUACAAGAAAGAGACAAAACAAUGAUGGAGAGACUCCGCGGAAGCAAUGUGUUCUGUACUGCGGGCCGUCCAACAAAUCUGUGGAUGUUGUGGCUGAGCAACUUCUGAAAUUCAAAGAUGAGCUGAAACCGCUCAGGGUUUACAGUGAACAGAUGGAGAUGCUUGAGUUUCCAUACCCCGGCAGUCAACUGAAGCUCUCUCGCAAAACCUUCCGUGAAGAGAAGCCAAACGAGGAACUCAGAUCCAUUACACUGCAUCACCGGAUACGGAUGGAUGGUAACCCAUUUGCCACUCAAAUCCGAUAUUUUGAUAUGAGAAUUCAAAGAGGAGAGGACUUACCUGAUGAAGAAGUUGAAAGCUACAAAAAGCUGCUCAACAAAGCCCGCCAACACGAGCUGUUGAACCACGACGUUGUUCUGUGCACCUGCACUGCGGCCUCCAAUCCAAACUUCACCAAGACCCUGAACCUGCAGCAGAUUCUCAUCGAUGAGUGCGCUAUGGCAACCGAACCCGAAGCCUUCAUCCCGCUCGUCAGCCACAAACCAGAACAGAUUGUUUUACUUGGUGACCACAAGCAAUUACAGCCAAUUGUUCACUGUGAUCUUGUCAAGAGGUUGGGCAUGAGGACAUCCCUGUUUGAGCGUUACAUGGAGAAAGCACUGAUGCUGGAUACACAGUACAGGAUGCAUGAAUCCAUUUGCGAGUUUCCUUCUAAGGAGUUCUAUGAAGGCCGCCUAGAAACAGCUGUAUCACGCAGACCAAGCGUUCUGCAGACUAAGAGCAAGCACUCUACGCCCAUCAUUUUUGGGCACGUGGAAGGGAGGGAGGUCAGCCUGGUGGUCUCCACAGAGCGAGGAAACGAAAACUCAAAAGCAAAUCUAGAGGAGGCUGAACAGGCGGUGCGCAUUGCUUCACUCCUAAUCUCUCUCGCUCAAGUGGAUCCAGGUGACAUAGCCAUUCUGACACCGUACAAUGCUCAGGUGUCCAAGAUAAAUGAAACCCUCUCUGACCGGAAAAUUCAGAACGUCACAGUAAGCACCAUCAUGAAAAGUCAAGGAAGUGAAUGGCGUUACGUGAUCUUGUCUACCGUGCGCUCCUGUCCUAGACCGGAGAUUGACACCGAGCCCACCAAAUCGUGGCUCACAAAGACGCUGGGCUUUGUCAUGGAUCCCAACCAGGUCAAUGUGGGCAUUACCAGAGCACAGGAGGGACUCUGCAUCAUAGGUAACAGGGAGCUACUGAAUUGCAGUGCACUCUGGAGAAGAUUGCUGAAGCAUUACCAGGAUAAAAACUGUGUGGUGGAUCCUGCAAAAGACAUUCAAAUUCAGAAGCCAACUGCAAAAAAGGCCAAAAAAGGUUCCUCUAAAUUUAUCCAGGGGAAGAGAUGAGGACAUA